AUGGGACAUUUUGUUGUUGAAGUAGACUGGAGAGAAAGGUCAUGGCUGCCCACUGCACUAUUCUUGGUGGCUCUGAUAAUUGCAGGUAAAGUUUCCCCCACCAGCUCUGACGCUCUUCUUAGUGUCCCAUCUGUUACUGCCACCUCCAGCCCUCCGGAUGUCUACCUACCUGCCAGCUUCAAGCUCUCCAACACCCAGCUGGCCUUCUUCUUGCAGGAGAGCCGGGUUCCAGGCCGUGGCAGCCAGGGCGGACACCCUCUGCAGCGCUCCGAGAGCUUUGUCGUCUUCCAGACCAAGGAGCUGCCAGCCGUCAACAUCACGCUGGGCCCUUUCGCUCAGGACCAGGCGCUUUCGAAAGAUCUCCUCCAGCCAUCCAGCCCCCUGGAUAUCCCGGGCAGGUUGACGGUCAACUGGAAGGUGCGCGCCUUCAUCGUACAGUCCAGGGUGUUUGCCAGUAACCCGGUGGUGCAGGUGCUGUUUUACAUUGCCGGGCGGGACUGGGAUGACUUCAAGGUCCAGGACAAGCUGCCGUGUGUGCGCCUGCACGCUUUCAGAGACGUCCGAGAGAUCAAGACCUCCUGCCGGUUGCAGGGGAACCUGGCACAAUGUUUGGCUCAGCUAGACCUUCCCGCCACCUGGUUCAACGUCAACGUGGCGCCUUUGGGCCGCAGGAAAACCACGGCCUCUGACGGGCUUGAGCUCAGCGGAGAGACGCUACAGGUGGAGCUUUACUACACCCUCCAUGAUCCGGAUGGUAAUGACGAGUGUGGGGAGAGUGUCCCUCGUCGAGGAGGGGGGUCCAGGGGGGAGAGUUCCUCUCAGCAGCCUCUCCUCCGGAUUGGGAGCAUUAACCUGUACCAACCCAGUCAGGAGCAACUGGUCGUGGACAAACAGUUGGACAAGAACCUGUUUCUUCGAUUGCCAGAGAAACCAUUAAAGCCAGGAGAGACACUGAAUAUCUUCCUUUAUCUAGUGCCAAACUCCACCGUUGAGCAGUUCACACUCAAGGUGAAAGCAAAGAAAGGAGUGAAUCUUCUCAACACCAGAUCCAAGAGCACCAGUUGGAAGGUGAACUGGGAGGUGCAGUCCGGGGCCAAGCAUUCCAUUGCCACUGUUGACGUUAGCAAGAACAAAGGAGUGCAGUCUGGGGAUGCCACUGGUAGCAUUGAAAUCAUGCAGCUUGAUUUUGAGAUGGAGAACUUCACCAGCCAAUCGGUGACCAGAAGGAUCAACUGGAAUAUCGAUUACAGAGGUCAGAACCCUCCCCCUGACUCAGAGAAGGUGGUGACAGAGCUGACAGUGGUUCAGAGGGAUAUUCAGGCUAUCAUUCCCCUGUCAAUGGACACUGAGAUCAUCAAUACUGCAGUUCUGACUGGCCGAACAGUAGCUAUCCCUGUGAAGGUGGUUUCCAUAGAAACGAGUGGCACUGUCACAGAUGUUUCUUCUUUCGUCGAGUGCAAGUCGUCCAACGAAGACAUUGUUAAGGUGUCCAUGAACUGCGAUUACGUGUUCGUGAACGGAAAAGAGACGAGAGGUUCAAUGAACGCGCGGGUGAUCUUCAGCUACGAGCACUUGAGCGCUCCUCUGGAGCUUACCGUGUGGGUGCCGAAACUACCCCUGAGGGUGGAGCUGUCAGACAGCCGGCUCAGCUUCAUCAAAGGCUGGAGAGUGCCGAUAUUACCCGACCGAAGGACGGCCAGAGACAGCGACGACGAUGAUGAGGAUGACCGUAAGGUGAGCCGCGGGUGCACCCUGCAGUACCAGCGCGCCCAGGUCAAGGUGCUGACGCAGUUCCACACCACCUCGACCGAAGGAACCAAUCAGGUCAUCACCAUGCUGGGACCGGACUGGCGGGUGGACGUGACCGAUUUGGUGCAGGAUUCGCUGAAGGUGGCGGACCCGCGGGUCGCCGAGCUCGCGGACCGGACCGUGCUCGUGGGCCUGGAGCUGGGAUCGUCUGUGCUAAAGGUUGAGUCUCCGCUGGCUGUGGAGGCGGUGCUGGGAGAGACACCGUUUUCAGUUGUCGACGACAAAGUGUCAAUAACGGAGCUGCGAGUACACACCAUCUCUGGACUGGCAUUAACUAUACAGCCAAGCCCUGGCAACAGCCACACCAUGGUCGCCAAGGCAACUGGCCUACAGACACUAUCUACCCCUAAGCAGGAGGCUAGCCUAUCCAUCUGGGUUUAUUAUAGUGAUAACACAGCCACCCCUCUGAGCAUGUAUGACCCCAAGGACUAUAACCUCAACGCCUCCACGCUGGAUGACAAGGUGGCCACAGUUUCCCAGGAGCCUCAGCAGCGGUGGCCGCUAAUUGUCGCAGAAGGUGAGGGAUCUGGAGAGAUUAUUCGUGUCGAAAUGACCAUCUGCGAAGCCUGCCAGAAGACGAAGAGAAAGAGCGUAAUUGCCUCCUCUGCGGUGUUCGUUAAAGUUCGCUUCGGCCCGGAAGAAGAUUCCGAGGAAGAGGUGGAAACGGAAAGCGAGACCAAAGAGCCAGUGAACACGGGGAGACCGGUUAUCGAUCCCAGUGUCGGUGGCGGAGGCUUUGAACCGUCCAACGAGCAGCCUGCGAGCGUUCCCAUCGAUUACACCAACUUCCCAACAAUCAGUAACCAGGAACGGCCGACGGAAGAAGAGGAAGGGGCGGAAGAUGAAUUUGUACACACGCCCCGUAGCAUGACGGAUUUGGAGAUUGGCAUGUACGCUCUUCUAGGUGUUUUCUGUCUCGCUAUUUUGGUCUUUCUCAUAAACUGCAUUGUAUUUGUCCUCAAGUACCGUCACAAGCGUAUACCUCCCGAGGGACAAGCCAACAUGGACCAUUCCCAUCAUUGGGUCUUUCUGGGUAAUGGACAACCCUUGCGCACUCAGGGUGACCUUUCACCCCAGCAAAUAGAGAGUCCCAGCAACCCCUUGGAGGGGGUACAGACUUGCUGUCAUGGAGACCACCACAGCAGCGGCAGUUCCCAGACCAGCGUCCAAAGCCAAGUUCACGGUCGCGGGGACGGCAGUUCUGGUGGCUCAACCAAAGAGCACAGUGAGGAGGCCAAUUCCCCUACUUCAAAACGUAAGAGAGUCAAGUUCACCACUUUCACGACUUUGCCCACAGAGGACAUGCCCUACAACUCUAUCCCCAUAGCUGAUGAGGAGGACAUUCAAUGGGUAUGCCAAGACAUGGGCUUCCAGGACCCCCAGGAACUGCACGACUAUAUGCGCAGGAUAAAAGAAAUAGCCUAA
Chanos chanos (milkfish) is the source of this 3234-nucleotide messenger RNA. It is a transcript of the gene tmem132e, whose product is annotated as transmembrane protein 132E. Bases 1 to 3234 code for a protein of 1077 amino acids. The transcript is spliced from 9 exons. NCBI's taxonomy places the organism in Eukaryota, Metazoa, Chordata, Actinopteri, Gonorynchiformes, Chanidae. The record is from RefSeq and is a predicted model, not a curated record.